Messenger RNA from Myotis daubentonii (Daubenton's bat), 1829 nucleotides. RefSeq names its product ring finger protein 167 (gene RNF167). The record is from RefSeq and is a predicted model, not a curated record. Gene Ontology annotation, molecular function: ubiquitin protein ligase activity. Bases 591 to 1643 code for a protein of 350 amino acids. Gene Ontology annotation, biological process: ubiquitin-dependent protein catabolic process. The transcript is spliced from 10 exons. Lineage: Eukaryota; Metazoa; Chordata; Mammalia; Chiroptera; Vespertilionidae. Gene Ontology annotation, cellular component: nucleus.
UAAAGAGGGUGUUGAAGAUCUCGCGAGAUCGGGUAAACUAGGGUAGCCAGAGUUAGGCGGUAUCUCGCGAUAGAUACAGCAAGUUUCAGCAGGUGGGAGGGAACUGUGAUGAGGUCUCUCGCGAGACCUGAAGGUACCGCGACAGCGGCAGCGACAGCGGCCACAGGGAGGAGAGGUUUGUAAACUGUCCAUCUUGAGCGUCCAAUGCUGGAAGCGGCCUGACUUUCCUUACCGGAAAUCCUUUUCCAGGACCUAGGAAGACGGCCCACCUGGCCGGAAGUCCCACCUCUUUGAGCGCCCCCACCCUCCCAGAAGUUUUUCUGUCACCGGUGUUUACCUCCCUCUCCUUUCCCCGUUUUAUCCCCAUUCUAGGGAAGGCUACAUUUAGUGUCCCCCUCCUAGGUCCACUAAACGGUUUGGAUAUCUCAUUUUCCGAGCCGGGGUUCCUUCCCCGUAUCUCCAUGUAGCUGGGAAGUGGAACCUGGGGGUGUUGGACCCCUGGGAUCCUGGAGGGGCAGAGAGGGCGCAGAACUCCGCUUCUGCUCCUGCUACCAGGACGCCGGGGCCUCAGCCUCUCCCUUCCCGCUGCCAUGCACUCUGCGGCCUUCUCGCUUCCUGUAGUUGUGGCCACUGUGCUGUGGGGAGCGGCCCCCAUCCGGGGUCUCAUUCGAGCGACCUCGGACCACAAUACCAGCAUGGACUUUGCAGACCUCCCAGCUCUCUUUGGUUCUGCCUUGAGCCAGGAGGGACUUCAGGGCUUUCUUGUGGAGGCUCACCCAGCCAAUGCCUGCAGCCCCAUUGCCCCACCACCCCCAGCCCCGGUCAACGGGUCAGUCUUUAUUGCACUGCUUCGAAGAUUCGACUGCAACUUUGACCUCAAGGUCCUGAAUGCUCAGAAAGCUGGGUAUGGUGCAGCCGUGGUACACAAUGUUAAUUCCAAUGAACUUCUGAACAUGGUGUGGAAUAGUGAGGAAAUCCAACAACAGAUCUGGAUCCCGUCUGUGUUUAUUGGGGAGAGGAGCUCCGAGUACCUGCGUGCCCUCUUUGUCUACGAGAAGGGGGCUCGAGUGCUUCUGGUCCCGGACAGUGCUUUCCCAUUGGGCUAUUACCUCAUCCCUUUCACAGGGAUUGUGGGACUGCUGGUUUUGGCCAUGGGAGCAGUGAUGAUAGUUCGUUGUAUCCAGCACCGGAAACGGCUCCAGCGGAACCGACUGACGAAAGAGCAACUUAAACAGAUUCCGACACAUGACUAUCAGAAGGGAGACCAGUACGAUGUCUGUGCCAUCUGCCUGGAUGAGUAUGUGGAUGGUGACAAGCUGAGGGUACUCCCCUGUGCACAUGCCUAUCACAGCCGCUGUGUGGACCCCUGGCUCACUCAGACCCGGAAGACCUGCCCCAUUUGCAAGCAGCCUGUCCAUCGAGGUCCUGGGGAUGAGGAGCAGGAGGAAGAAACUCAGGGACAAGAUGGUGAUGAGGAAGGGGAACCAAGGGACCAUCCUGCCUCAGAGCGGACCCCACUUCUGGGCUCUAGCCCUACAACGCCCACCUCUUUUGGCUCCCUAGCCCCAGCCCCACCUGUUUUUCCUGAGUCUUCAAUAGAUCCCGUACCCUCUCCUUCGCCCUCAGCUGCCAUCCUAGUCUAAUAACCCUUGUCAUCCCCACCCUGAUUACCUAUUUUGCACAGCCUUUCUCUAGCCUUCUGUGUUGGAGAAUAGGGGAUAUUUCUACCCUGGGUUUCUCCCUUACCCAAUCCCAUCCUUUUGAGGGGGUUGGUACAAAGGGACUGGGUCUUCAAUUACUGGGUUAAUAAAAUUGUUUUUGUUGACUAA